Messenger RNA from Seriola aureovittata, 3132 nucleotides. RefSeq names its product hydroxysteroid (17-beta) dehydrogenase 4 (gene hsd17b4). The coding region runs from base 111 to 2324 and encodes 737 amino acids. The transcript is spliced from 25 exons. Lineage: Eukaryota; Metazoa; Chordata; Actinopteri; Carangiformes; Carangidae. Gene Ontology annotation, molecular function: oxidoreductase activity. The record is from RefSeq and is a predicted model, not a curated record.
UGCGGAAGUGUAAGUUACAGAAGUUCACCCUGCUGUCUCUGAAAAGCAGUGUUGAUCUUGUAGCCACUGUGCUGCUACUGUUCUGAAUCAGAGAAUAAUAUCCCACAGGAAUGUCUUUGUCUUUCGAGGGGAGAGUCGUUCUUGUCACUGGGGCCGGAGGAGGCCUUGGCAGAGAAUAUGCACUGGCUUUUGCUGAAAGAGGAGCCUCAGUUAUAGUGAAUGACCUUGGGGCAGACACUAAAGGGGGUGGAAAGAGUUCUGCAGCCGCUGAUAAGGUGGUGGAGGAGAUAAGAGCGAAGGGAGGCAAGGCCGUGGCGAACUAUGAUUCUGUAGAAGAUGGAGAAAAACUGAUCCAGGCAGCGCUGGAUGCAUUUGGAAGAAUAGAUAUUGUUGUAAACAAUGCUGGGAUACUUCGGGACCGAUCAUUUGCCAGGACGAGUGAUUUGGACUGGGACCUGAUUCAAAGAGUUCACUUGAGAGGCUCUUUCCUGGUGACUCGAGCUGCUUGGAACCACAUGAAAAACCAAAAGUUUGGCAGAAUCAUCAUGACGGCUUCAGCCGCAGGCAUCUAUGGUAACUUUGGCCAGGCCAACUACAGCGCUGCCAAGCUGGGCAUGCUAGGGCUGGCAAACACCUUGGCGGUCGAGGGACGCAAGUACAACAUCUACUGCAACACUAUUGCUCCUGUUGCAGGGUCACGCCUCACUGAGACCGUCAUGCCCCCAGACCUUGUGGCAUCUCUGAAGCCUGAGUAUGUUGCUCCCCUGGUCCUCUGGCUCUGUCAUGACCAAUGUCAAGAAAAUGGAGGACUGUUUGAGGUUGGAGCAGGCUGGAUUGGUAAAUUGCGCUGGGAGCGUACUCAGGGCCACAUUGUGAGACAGAAGAACCAACCCAUGAAUCCUGAGGCAGUCAGAGACCAGUGGGACAAAAUAUGUGAUUUUACAGAUGCCACCAAGCCUACUAAUGUACAAGAGUCUCUACAGUCAAUUGUGAGUGUGCUGUCUCGAGUGGAGUCGGAGGGAGACGUCGGUGCAAGUCCAACAGCUGCUGCAGCCUCUGCAGCCUCGACUUCAGGCAUUAAUCCUGCUGAGGCAGUGGGACAAAAAUUACCACCGACCACUUUCAACUUCAACCACGUACAGUGUAUCCUCUAUGCAUUGGGGGUCGGCAUGUCCACCAAAGACCCAGACCAUCUCAGGUUCCUGUAUGAAGGCCAUCCAGACUUUAGCUGCCUCCCCACCUUUGGGGUCAUUCCCUCCCAGGCAGCCAUGAUGGAUGGCGGGCUGAGCUCAAUCCCUGGACUCAACAUAGAUUUUACACAGGUAUUGCAUGGAGAGCAGUAUCUGGAGCUGCACAAACCUCUACCGACCUCAGGUCAACUUACCUCUGAGGCCACCAUAGCAGACGUGUUGGACAAAGGGUCCGGAGCCGUCAUCCUCUUGGACGUGAACACCUACAGUGGCGACGAGCUGGUGUGCUACAACCAGUUUUCAGUGUUUGUGGUCGGAGCUGGAGGCUUUGGAGGGAAGAGAACCUCUGAGAAAGCCAAGGCUCCUCUGCCGCCACCUCAACGGGCACCAGAUGCCGUGGUGAUUGAUUCUACCACAAGAGACCAAGCGGCCUUGUACCGUCUUAGUGGAGACUGGAAUCCUCUUCAUAUAGACCCCAGCUUUGCUGCCAUGGGAGGCUUCAAGACUCCAAUCCUGCACGGCUUGUGCUCAUUCGGCUUUGCGGCAAGACAUGUCCUCAAGCAGUUUGCCGACAACGAUCCUUCCAGAUUCAAGGCUAUCAAGGUUCGCUUUGUGAAGCCGGUGAUGCCGGGUCAGUCGCUGCAGACUGAGAUGUGGAAGGAAGGCAACAGGAUUCACAUCCAGUGCAAAGUGAAGGAGACCGAUGCCGUUGUGCUAUCGGGGGCCUACGUGGAUUUACAUGCCGCUUCAGACGCUUCUCCAGUAAAUCUCACCCAAGGAGGAGGCCUUCAGAGUGAGCUGGUGUUUGCAGAGAUCGGCCGUCGUAUUAAAGACUUGGGCUCAGAGUUGGUCAAGAAGGUGAAUGCUGUGUUCGGCUGGGAGAUCACCAAAGAUGGCAAGAACACUGCACAGUGGACCAUUGAUCUGAAGAACGGCAGCGGCUCCUUGCAUAAAGGCCCUUACAGCGGGAAGGCAGAUGUGACCAUCACGGUGUCGGAUGAAGACUUCAUGGAGGUGGUGCAGGGGAAACUCAACCCUCAGAAGGCGUUCUUCUCAGGCAAGCUGAAGGUCAGAGGGAACAUCAUGCUGAGUCAGAAGCUGGAGGUCAUCCUUAAGGACCACGCCAAACUGUGAGCCCCUCAGCCAAGCACCCAGAUGACUUUAGGGAACUAACCAAGCUACCAGCUCUCUCCAUCUGUCCACCUUUCUGUCCUGAUUCAUGUGUGCGUACUAAAAUGCUUUGCCUCCAAAGAGAAAUGCAUAAAAAAUUAUCCAGUAAGAUUAGUACCACUUUGGAAUGAACUCUCUCAUAUUAAGUAAAAUUUCUCUGCAGUCAUAAAAUGUUGAUCAAGUGGGAAAUGUCCUUCAUUGUAUCACAUGGAUACAGAUGUUUCGAGGGAAACGAGAGAUCUUUUACUUUUUCUCACAUCUUCAGUUCUUGGCAACAGAAGCAAUAAUUCAUUUCAGCUGGUUGGAGUUUAACUUGGUUGGUCCGUCCUUGCUAAAUGUGCACUUAACACACCUGCCUUUAAAGAAACCUAAUGGGGAAAUUAACCGUUUGUCUUCAUGAAUUUAAUUCCUUUUUUUAUUUCAAUCGGUCAUGGUAUUCAGGUGUCAUUAGAAACAAGAAUCAAAAUGUUGCCAGACAUUUGGUAAAUGCACUGGGUGAAGUGAUGAUGAUAAACCAAUUUUUAAUCUCAGCUUUACUAAAGUCAUAAUUCAUCUGUUAUUUCAUUCUGAUGACUAAUUUAUCUCAGUCAGUUUAAGUCAGAAACGGUUUCAUGUGACUGAUACUGUAAUCACAACAGAAACUUUGAGAUGUAUAAUAAUGUAGUUUGCUGGUUAUGAAAAUAAUGAUUCACUUUUUUUAUAUCAUUUCAGUGUAAUUGUAAUGUAAUUCAAUGACAGCUCGUCUAUGAAAAUAAAUUCAUCCAGAACCUUA